This is a messenger RNA of Xenopus laevis (African clawed frog), 13228 nucleotides long. Its product is annotated as IgGFc-binding protein-like. Bases 5 to 12604 code for a protein of 4199 amino acids. The transcript is spliced from 30 exons. NCBI's taxonomy places the organism in Eukaryota, Metazoa, Chordata, Amphibia, Anura, Pipidae. The record is from RefSeq and is a predicted model, not a curated record.
AAAAAUGGGUUUCCAGGGAAUACUCAGUCUCUGUUUAGGGAUUGCUGUUUUUGGAGGUCUGGGAGGGGCAAAUCCCUUGGGAACAGACUUCAUCACCACAUUUUUACAGAAUGCUUUCACAAGUUAUACGCAACCAAAGCAGGAGCUCCGUAUAACAAGCCACCAUGACAACACUUCUGUUUUCAUCAAUUCCUCUGAUGGUGGAUUCAGCAGAAAUCUCGUCAUAAAUAGUCGCCGGACCGUAUCUAUCCAGCUUUUUCCCUCUGUGGAGAUAAGGGGCAGUGUGACUUUCAGCAAUACCGUCCGUAUCACUUCUAACAAACCAAUCAAUGUCCUUACCCUUAACUAUAGGUCAUACAGUGGAGAAACAUCCAUUGUCUACCCUCUCGCUACCCUUGGAACUGAAUACUAUUUAAUGACACCGAAAGAUGGUCAUUUGGGGUCUCAAAAAGUCUUUUCAGUGUUGGCCUCUAAGGAAGAAACAUCUGUUGCAAUCCACCUGAAAGGAGGUUUAACUUACCAAAACAAGAAUUAUGAACCUAACAGCGUAUUUACUGUUGUUCUAAAGCCCUUCCAAGGGAUUCAGCUACUCAGUUCAGAUGAUCUGUCUGGAUCCCGAGUGACAUCUCAGAAGCCAGUGGCUGUGUUGUGUGGACAUACUUGUGCCAAAAUGAAUUCUCAGUGUAGUCUUGUCUAUGAACAACUCUUACCUGUUUCUCGUUGGGGAACUGCAUUUUUUGUCGUUCCUCUUAGUUUUCAGGUAAAAACAGACUUAGUGUUUGUGACUGCAGCGGGGCCUACACAAAUGACCUAUGCUCAAGGUGCCUCUGAAAAUAAAAUAGACCUGGUGGCUGGUCAAGUGAUACAAAUUGAGAUAUCAAAUGUUGCUCUUAGACUUACAGCGAGUGCCGGUGUCCAGGUCACCUUUUUCUUCAAAGGUGGGCGGGUUCAAAGGUCUAACUAUAGCCCAAUGCUCAUGAAUAUCAUGGACAUCCAGAGUUACUGCUCUUCCUAUUUUAUUUAUGGCCAAAGUGACACUGAUAAUUAUGCCAUUGUAAUAGCAAAGAAAACUUCAGUUCAUGGAAUCCUGUUCGAUGGGGAAUCCCCAAACGUUUUACAGUAUAAUCCAAUACAGGGAACAGACUAUGUGUGGUAUGAGUAUUAUUAUGGAAACGCGUUAACGUCUCGUUCAGUACUACAUUCCAAUGUGUCAUUUGGUCUUCAAAGUGUGGGAAUCGGAUCCUUUUUCAGUUAUGGCUCACCGGGCACCUGUGUGAAAGCUCCAGAAUUCCUAUCCACAACUGUACCACCAACCACAACCCCAGCACUUCCUUCUUGCAGCUCCAUCACUUGCCCCCUGCGACAAGAAUGUAUCAUGGAGAGAGGGCUUCCAAAAUGUGUCGCGCUGAAAGUGAAUUUAUGUUCGGCAUCUGGAGACCCCCAUUACCGUACUUUUGAUGGGGCAUAUUACGACUUCAUGGGCACUUGUACAUAUACACUGGUUACUGUGUGUGGAAAAGUUGGGAGUGCUCUCCCAAAGUUCACAGUUCUGACCAAAAAUGAGAAUCGUGGAAAUGUGCGUGUCUCCUACGUGGGUCAGGUCACCUUUCUAGUAGAUGACCAUGUGAUUGAUGUGAAGAAAUCAGAGACUGGCUACGUGAGGGUGGAUAAGUCUCGAUCUUUACUUCCGGUGUCUUUAAUUAAUGGAACUCUGAGAAUAUUCCAGAGUGGGAACACAGCAGUGAUCCAAUAUGGGAAUGACAUCCAGGUGUCCUAUGACUGGAACCAUGUUGUGAUUGUUGAGCUCAGCCUGCGAUAUGCCAAAGCUGUGUGUGGAAUGUGUGGGAACUACAACCAAAAUCGAUCAGAUGAAUUUCAAACUCCAGCCGGAUCUCAAACAAAUAGUGUCGUUGAAUUUGGAAAGAGCUGGAAGGUAGAAGACAACACAACUUGCUGGGAUGAUUGUCAUGGUCCAUGCCUCAGUUGCCCACCAAAUAUUGCACAAAAGUACACCACUGACGAAUACUGUGGACUCAUAGGAAAAGCUGAUGGACCCUUCAGCAAAUGUCAUUCAACUGUCGAUCCAAAAAUGUAUUUGGAAAACUGUGUAUAUGAUGUGUGCUUCAAUGAUGGAUACAAACAGUUUUCAUGCCGAGCUCUGAAAGCCUACGCAGAUACAUGCCAAAGGCAGGGUGUUAAUAUCAGUCAGUGGAGAGAGGCAGCUGGAUGCCCUUUGUCCUGCCCCAGUAACAGCAAAUACAAUUUCUGUGGAAGAGCAUGCCCUGCCACAUGUCAGGACCCAGAUGCAUCACUGUUAUGCACCGCCCCAUGUAUAGAGGCUUGUGAGUGCAACCCAGGCUAUGUUUUGAUAGAGGGAAAGUGCUUGCCUGUAGAAAGUUGCGGCUGCUUUUUUGAAGGACGAUCCUAUUCUGCCAAUGAGACAUUCUGGAGAGACACAAAAUGCCAGAUGAAGUGCACUUGCAAUGGGAGGAACCAAAGAGUAUUAUGCAAGGAGACCUCUUGUAGAUUAGGUGAAGAGUGCACUGUAAAAGAUGGCCUACGAGACUGUUAUCCAACUUCAUUUGGCACUUGCACCGCUUCUGGAGAUCCUCACUACUUUACAUUUGAUGGACUACAAUAUGAUUUCCAAGGGACCUGCCAAUACCAACUUUCAGCAUUAUGUGACCAUAGCCGUGGUCUUACUGAUUUCCAGGUCAAUGUUGAGAACCAGAACAGAGGAGACUUUAGCGUUUCCUAUGCUUCAAAUGUUUAUGUCAAGGUUUAUGGUACAGAAAUUCAAAUCAGAAUGCAACAACCUCACCAAGUCAUGAUUGAUGGUUCUCUGAAACAUCUUCUAUACAGUUCUACAGAUGGCCGUAUCUCUUUGUAUCAGAACCCCAGUUCAGCUGUGCUGAGCACUGACUUUGGGCUCACUGUUACCUAUGAUUGGUACAGUGUUGUAACUGUCUCUGUUCCAGGCACAUAUAGUGGGGCGGUCUGUGGCCUUUGUGGCAAUUUCAAUAAAGAUACAAAAGAUGAUUUGACCUCAAGAAAUGGAUCAGUUUCAAAGUCAGCAAUUGCCAUUGCUCAGACCUGGAAAGUUGGAGGAACAGCUGGUUGCAGUGAAGGUGGCAAUCCAAUUUGUGUUGGGUUAGAAGAACUGCAGAAGAAACAGAGAAAUGGAAACACUGAAUGUGGUGUUUUACUAGGACGUAAAGGUCCUUUUCGUGACUGCCACAGACUGGUGAAUCCAGAACCAUACUUUGAAAGUUGUGUUUAUGACUAUUGUAUUCUACAAAGCCGUCAAACUGUCUUCUGCUCAGUUUUGUCAUCCUAUGCCCAAGCGUGCCAGUCAGCUGGAGGCACUGUCUACCCAUGGAGGAAUGAAUAUUUCUGUAGUUAUCUCUGUCCUGCAAACAGUCAUUAUGAAGUGUGUGGUAAUGCCUGUCCUGUGACUUGUAAAGAUCUGAUUUCUCCAGUUGGCUGCAAGUCCACUUGUAGAGAAGGAUGUGUCUGUGAUGCUGGGUUUGUCCUUAGUGGUGGUUCAUGUGUCCCCAUCUCCCAAUGCGGUUGUGUUUAUGGAGGUUUUUACCAUCCUGUUGGAGAGAAUAUCUACACUGGGGAGAAAUGUGAACAGAGAUGUACCUGCAGCCAAGGUGGACAUAUGAUUUGUUCCCCAUCAUCUUGUUCGAUCAAUGAAGAAUGUCGUCGAGAAAAUGGUGUGCUUGGUUGUUAUCCUGUAGGGUCAGCCAUCUGCUCUGCUUCUGGAGACCCUCAUUACAGGACCUUUGAUGGACGAGCCUAUGACUUCCAAGGAGUGUGCCACUAUGUUCUGGCUCAGAGCUGUGGAGGAAAUGUUUCUGAAACUGAAAGAAAUUUAACUGAAUUUGUAGUUAUUACGAAAAAUGAUCAUUUUGGCAUAAGUGCAUCAGUAGUCAGCCUUGUAACAGUGAAGGUCUAUGGCCAAACACUUACCCUCAAACAAAAUCAAGGAGGAGUUGUACAAGUAAAUGGAGCUGAUGCCAAUCUGCCAGUCACUUUAUUGUCGGGUAAAAUUCUUGUUCAUUUCUAUGGUCAAGGCGCUCUCAUAAUGACAGAUUUUGGCCUUGUUGUGACAUAUGAUCUUUCUUACCACACCACCGUCACGGUUCCGGGCAACUAUAGAAACCAAACAUGUGGUCUGUGUGGAAAUUACGAUGGCAACCCCAGGAAUGAUGUUGGUCUAACAUCAAAUGAUAUUAUUGCAUUUGGAGAGAGGUGGAAAACAGAAGAGAACUGUGAAGCCGGCUGUGGCAGUGUGGAGAACCCUUGCCCAACAUGCCCAGGAGCAGAGAUGAAAGUAUUUUCUCAAAACAAUUAUUGUGGAAUCCUUAAUUCCUCCACAGGACCUUUUGCCCAAUGUCAUUCUGUUGUGGACCCUGCACCCUUCCUAAAAGACUGUAUAUUUGACUUGUGCCAAGCAAAUGGGGAUACCGUCAUGCUUUGUAACAAUGUUGCUGUUUAUGCUGCCGCUUGUAAGGAAGCUGGAGUCAGAAAUAUAACAUGGAGGACAGAAUCAUUUUGUGCUAUGAAGUGCUCGGCACACAGUCACUACAGCCCAUGUGCCGAUCUCUGCUCCUCCAGUUGUGCGUCUCUCUCUGGCUCAUACCACUGCCCCAGUCUUUGUGAGGAAGGAUGUGAAUGUGAUAGAGGAUAUUUAUUUGAUGGCACUCGCUGUGUCCCAUUGCAAGAGUGUGGAUGCUAUCAGAAUGGAAGAUAUUACAAGCCAAAUGAAACCGUGUUUAAUGAGAACUGCAGUUCUGCUUGUACGUGCAACCCAAUGUCAGGUCUGCUUUGCCGUAACACUUCCUGUAAUGAAGAGGAGAGUUGUCAGAUUGUGGGUGGAGUAAGAGCCUGCAUCAAUAUUGUACCAUCAGCCACAACCCCAGCACUCCCUUCUUGCAGUUCCAUUACUUGCCCCCCACGACAAGAAUGUAUCAUGGAAAGAGGAGGACCGAAAUGUGUCCCAAUAAAAGUGAAUAUAUGUUUGGCAUCUGGAGACCCCCAUUACAGAACAUUUGAUGGGAGGUAUUACGACUUCAUGGGCACUUGUACAUAUACAUUGGUCACUGUAUGUGAAAAAUUUGGGGGUGCUCUUCCAAAUUUCACAGUUCUGACCAAAAAUGAGAAUCGUGGAAAUCUGCAAGUCUCCAUUGUGGGUCAGGUCACCUUUCAAGUAAACGACCAUGUGAUUGAUGUAAAGAAUUCAGAGACUGGCUACGUGAGGGUUGAUAAGUCUCGAUCCUUACUUCCAGUGUCUCUUAUUAAUGGAACACUGAGAAUAUUCCAGAGCGGGGACACAGCAGUCAUCCAAUAUGGGAAUGACAUCCAAGUUUCCUACGACUGGAACCAUGUUGUGAUAGUUGAGCUCAGUCUUCGCUAUGCUGAAGCUGUGUGUGGAAUGUGUGGAAACUACAACCAAAAUCCAUUGGAUGAUUUUCAGACUCAUAAUGGAUCUCAAGCAAAUGGUGUUGUUGACUUCGGCAAGAGCUGGAAGGUAGAAGACAACACAACAUGCUGGGACGAUUGCCAUGGUCAAUGUCUCAGUUGCCCCCCAAAUAUUGCAGAAAAGUACAAAUCUGACGAAUACUGUGGACUCAUAAAUAAACCUGGUGGACCCUUCAGUGAAUGUCAUUCAGUUGUUGAUCCAAAAAUGUAUUCUGAAAACUGUGUAUAUGAUGUGUGCUUCAAUGAUGGAUACAAACAGUUUUCAUGCCGAGCUCUGAAAGCAUUUGCAGAUACAUGCCAAAGGCAGGGUGUUAAUAUCAGUCAGUGGAGAGAGGCAGCUGGAUGCCCCUUCUCCUGCCCCAGUAACAGCAAAUACAAUUUCUGUGGAAGAGCAUGCCCCGCCACAUGUCAGGACCCAGAUGCAUCACUGUUAUGCACCGCCCCAUGUAUAGAGGCUUGUGAGUGCAACCCAGGCUAUGUUUUGAUAGAGGGAAAGUGCUUGCCUGUAGAAAGUUGCGGCUGCUUUUUUGAAGGACGAUCCUAUUCUGCCAAUGAGACAUUCUGGAGAGACACAAAAUGCCAGAUGAAGUGCACUUGCAAUGGGAGGAACCAAAGAGUAGUAUGCAAGGAGACCUCUUGUAGAUUAGGUGAAGAGUGCACUGUAAAAGGUGGCCUACGAGACUGUUAUCCAACUUCAUUUGGCACUUGCACCGCUUCUGGAGAUCCUCACUACUUUACAUUUGAUGGACUACAAUAUGAUUUCCAAGGGACCUGCCAAUACCAACUUUCAGCAUUAUGUAACCAUAGCCGUGGCCUUACUGAUUUCCAGGUCAAUGUUGAGAACCAGAACAGAGGAGACUUUCGAUAUUCAUUUGCUACAAAUGUUUUUGUCAAGGUUUAUAGUACAGAAAUCCAUAUUAGCAUGCAACAGCCUCACCAAGUCAUGAUUGGUGGUUCUCUGAAAUAUCUUCCAUACAGUUCUUCAGAUGGCCAUAUCUCUUUGUACCAGAACCCUAGUUCAGCUGUGCUAAGCACUGACUUUGGGCUCACUGUCACCUUUGAUUGGGACAGUAUUGUAACAGUUACCAUCCCAGGCACAUAUAGUGGGGCAGUCUGUGGACUUUGUGGCAAUUUCAAUAAAGAUACAAAAGAUGAUUUGACCUCAAGAAAUGGAUCAGUUUCAGAGUCAGCAAUCGCCAUUGCUCAGACCUGGAAAGUUGGAGGAACAGCUGGUUGCAGUGAAGGUGGCAAUCCAAUUUGUGUUGGGUUAGAUGAACUGCGAAAGAAACAGAGGAAUGGAAACACUGAAUGUGGUGUUUUGCUAGGACGAGGAGGACCUUUUCGUGACUGCCACAGACUGGUGAAUCCAGAACCAUACUUUGAGAGUUGUGUUUAUGACUAUUGCAUGCUACAAAGCCGUCAAACUGUCUUCUGCUCAGUUUUGUCAUCCUAUGCCCAAGCGUGCCAGUCAGCUGGAGGCACUGUCUACCCAUGGAGGAAUAAAGAUUUUUGCAAUUAUCUCUGCCCUGCGAACAGUCAUUAUGAAGUGUGUGGUAAUGCCUGUCCUGUGACUUGUAAAGAUCUGAUUUCUCCAGUUGGCUGCAAGUCCACUUGUAGAGAAGGAUGUGUCUGUGAUGCUGGGUUUGUCCUUAGUGGUGGUUCAUGUGUCCCCAUCUCCCAAUGUGGUUGUGUUUAUGGAGGUUUUUACCAUCCUGUUGGAGAGAAUAUCUACACUGGGGAGAAAUGUGAACAGAGAUGUACCUGCAGCCAAGGUGGACAUAUGAUUUGUUCCCCAUCAUCUUGUUCUAUCAAUGAAGAAUGUCGUCAAGAAAAUGGUGUGCUUGGUUGUUAUCCUGUAGGGUCAGCCAUCUGCUCUGCUUCUGGAGACCCUCAUUACAGGACCUUUGAUGGACGAGCCUAUGACUUCCAAGGAGUGUGCCACUAUGUGCUGGCUCAGAGCUGUGGAGGAAAUGUUUCUGAAACUGAAAGAAAUUUAACUGAAUUUGUAGUUAUUACGAAAAAUGAUCAUUUUGGCAUAAGUGCAUCAGUAGUCAGCCUUGUAACAGUGAAGGUCUAUGGCCAAACACUUACCCUCAAACAAAAUCAAGGAGGAGUUGUACAAAUAAAUGGAGCUGAUGCCAGUCUGCCAGUCACUUUAUUGUCGGGUAAAAUUCUUGUUCAUUUCUAUGGUCAAGGAGCUGUCAUAAUGACAGAUUUCGGCCUUGUUGUGACAUAUGAUCUUUCUUACCACACCACCGUCACGGUUCCUGGCAACUAUAGAAACCAAACAUGUGGUCUGUGUGGAAAUUACGAUGACAACUCCAUGAAUGAUGUUGGUCUAACAUCAAAUGAUAUUAUUGCAUUUGGAGAGAGGUGGAAAACAGAAGAGAACUGUGAAGCCGGCUGUGGCAGCGUGGAGAACCCUUGCCCAACAUGCCAAGGAGCGAAGAUGAAAGUAUUUUCUCAAAUCAAUUAUUGUGGAAUCCUUAAUUCCUCCACAGGACCUUUUGCCCAAUGUCAUUCUGUUGUGGACCCUGCACCUUUCCUAAAAGACUGUAUAUUUGACUUGUGCCAAGCAAAUGGGGAUACCGUCAUGCUUUGUAACAAUGUUGCUGUUUAUGCUGCCGCUUGUAAGGAAGCUGGAGUCAGAAAUAUAACAUGGAGGACAGAAUCAUUUUGUGAUAUGAAGUGCUCGGCACACAGUCACUACAGCCCAUGUGCCGAUCUCUGCGUCUCCAGUUGUGCGUCUCUCUCUGGCUCAUACCACUGCCCCAGUCUUUGUGAGGAAGGAUGUGAAUGUGAUAGAGGAUAUUUAUUUGAUGGCACUCGCUGCGUCCCAUUGCAAGAGUGCGGAUGCUAUCAGAAUGGAAGAUAUUACAAGCCAAAUGAAACAGUGCUACAUGAGAACUGUAGUUCUGUUUGUACUUGCAACCCAAUCUCAGGGCUGUUUUGCCGUAACACUGCCUGUAAUAAAGAUGAGCGUUGUCAGAUUGUGGAUGGCGUAAGAUCCUGCAUCAAUAUUGACCCCUGCAAGUCUAAAACCUGCCGUCCUAUGGAAACCUGUAAAGUCCAAGAUGGAAAAGCCGUGUGUCUUUCCAAUUUAAUUGGAACCUGCAUAGCCUGGGGAGACCCACAUUAUGUCACUUUUGACUCCUAUAAUUUUGAUUUCCAAGGAACAUGUACUUACACACUAGUCAAUUACAUGGGAAGAGACUCUAGCCUGGUACCAUUCCAUAUUGUAGCCAAAAAUGACAACAGAGGCAGCCAAUCCGUGUCUUAUGUCAGACUAAUAAAUGUCAUGAUCUAUGAAAGAAAUAUAAGCAUCCGAGUUGGAGAAGUCGGCAAAAUACAUGUUGAUGGCAUCCUAACCAAUCUGCCUUUCACUCUGAGAGACGGGAAGGUGAAAGUGAGCCAAAGCGGUAGCAGCGCGGUUCUGGAAACUGAUUUUGGACUUGUUGUGAAAUAUGACUGGAACUGGUAUUUGACCAUUAAUCUCCCCAGUAGCUACCACAACAGUGUUUCUGGCCUUUGUGGGAACUUCAAUGGAAAUCGCAGUGAUGAGCUAAUAUCACCCAAUAACACGCAAAUGACCUCCAUAAACGAAUGGGCAGGAAGCUGGAAAGUUGACGAUGGAGACCAAUUCUGUUGGGACUACUGCUCUGGAAAUUGCAAGCGAUGUGAAGAAAGCAAGAAGCGCCAGUAUGAAAGUGAAGCAUUCUGUGGUCUAAUACUCAGAGAGGACGGGCCAUUUAGAGAUUGUAUUAAGAAUGUCUCUCCUAAAAACUUCUUUGACAGUUGCGUUUAUGAUGUCUGUUUGAAUGAUGGAGCCCAAGUUAUCCUUUGUCAAGCUCUCGAUGUCUAUGCAAGUACUUGUCUGAAACAUGGCAUUAACAUUUCUGAUUGGAGAACGCCUUCUUCCUGCCCUAAGAAAUGUGGAGAGAACAGUCACUAUGAAGCUUGUGGAAAUUCUUGUCCGGCCACCUGCUCAGAGAGAAAUGCGCCCAAACAAUGCAAAAAGCCCUGUGUCGAAACAUGUCAAUGUAAUGAGAACUUUGUCCUCAGUGUUGACAAAUGUGUCCCUAUAUCAAGAUGUGGCUGCAACUUUAAAGGGCAGUAUUAUGAGCCUAACCAAGAGUUCUGGGCAGAUAAAUGCGGCGAAAACUGCAAAUGUGACCCCAUUUUGGGAAUGGUUGUUUGCCGCCAAGCAAGUUGCAAAGUCAGUGAAACAUGCAAAGUGGUGAAUGGAAAGUACGGCUGUUAUCCUAAACAAUACACCACCUGUACUGCAUCAAAUGACCCUCAUUAUACAACAUUUGACAGACACAGGUUCAAUUUCAUGGGUACCUGCAUCUAUCAGAUGGUUGGAGUGGUGUCUAAUGAUUCAACCCUCACAAGUUUUACAGUUAAUGUUCAGAAUGACAACCGUGGCAACAAGGCAGUGUCCCACACCAAAGAUGUCAUAUUGGAGGUCUACAACUAUACAAUAAGUAUGAGCAAAGACUUCCCAAGGAAAAUUAAGGUCAAUGGGAUUUUGACUGAAUUACCUUACUAUUAUGAAACAACAAAGAUCAUUGCCUACAUCAGUGGGGGCCACGUGUUCGUCAAAACAGAUUUUGAUGUAACUGUGACCUUUGAUGGAAACAGUUAUGCCAGAGUGAUUUUGCCAAGCACCUAUGUUGGUGCAGUGAAUGGUUUGUGUGGCAACAACAACCAAAACCCAUUGGAUGAUUUCACAGUUGGAGAGGGAAUGGUGGCCAAAACUGCAGAUGAGUUUGGAAAUCAUUGGAAAGUGGGGGAAGUACCGGGAUGCUCAAAUGAUUGUCCUGAGUGUCCUAAGUGCACUCAAAGGGAACUGGAGCCAUAUAGAAGUGAAAAGUACUGUGGGCUCCUUUCAAGUAUUAAUGGGCCUUUCAGUCGUUGCCAUGCAGUGAUAGAUCCUAAACCUUAUUUUGAGGACUGUGUUUUUGAUACUUGCCAAUAUAAAGGUCACCAGACCUCCUACUGCAACAAUAUUGCAUCCUAUGUCUUUGAAUGUCAGAGAAAAGGCGUCAACAUCAUAAACUGGAGGACACCAUCCUUCUGCCCAAUGAGUUGCCCAUCGUAUAGUCACUAUGAGCUUUGUGGAAACGGAUGUCCCAGCACUUGCCAUGGACUUACCUCUCCCCGAUCCUGUGAAAAAACCUGCACGGAAGGAUGUUACUGUGACAGUGGGUUCCUUCUCAGUGGAAAAGAAUGUGUUCCUAUUGCUCAAUGCGGCUGUGUAUUUAAUGAAAAGUACUACAAAUCAGGGGAAGAAUUUUACCCUGACGGCCAGUGCCAGAAGAAAUGCAAAUGUAGCAAUAAUGGAGAAGUCAUUUGCCAAAGCAAUCAAUGUGGACCUAAUGAAGAGUGCAGUGUGGUUCAAGGGGUUCUAGGCUGUCAUGCAUCCCAUUUUGGCCAAUGCACAGCUUCAGGAGAUCCCCACUAUUUGACAUUUGAUGGUGUCCGGUAUGACUUUCAGGGAACGUGCACCUACAUACUAGUUCGAGUAGAUACCAACAGUACAACUUUCUCUGUGACAGUCGAUCAUGAACCCUUUGGAAAUAGAAAUGUGGCCGUCACCAAGUCAGUCACUGUGGCUACUGGAGAUCUUACCAUUCGCUUGGAAAGAGGUGGCUUGGGGAGCAUUGUGGUCAACAAUGAAAGACACAACCUUCCUUAUCGAUCCACUGAUGGUCAGGCCUGGCUCAACCAAGAGGGAAACAAUGUGAUUCUACAGAGCAAGAUUGGUCUAAGACUUCUCUUUGAUCGAAUAUACUUUGUUUCCGUCUGGGUUCCCAGCUCAUUUGCUGGAAUAACUCAAGGACUUUGUGGCAAUUUUAACAGUAAUAUGUCGGAUGACUUCCAGCUUCCCAAUGGCAGCCUUGCUAUAUAUCCAGAUCACUUUGGUUCUUCCUGGGCUGUAGCCAAAGAUGGAUCAAGCUGCGGUGGUUGCUCAGCAGGGCAAUGCCCAGUCUGCGAUCCACUUCAGAAAAAACUGGCUAAUUCACCUUCUAAGUGUGGACUUCUAGCAGAUCCUAAGGGUCCAUUCAGAGGCUGCCAUGCAUUACUGCCCCCUGGUGGGCACGUUGAGAACUGUGUCUAUGAUGUGUGUGCUGGCAAUGGAGGCAAGGAUGUUCUAUGCAUGAGCCUACAAGCCUAUGCUGCAGAAUGCCAGUCUAUGGGAGCCCUACUUGGUACAUGGAGGAACGCUACAAACUGCACCCUUGAGUGCCCUGUCAACAGCCAUUAUGAACUGUGCACCCGGACUUGUGAUACGACUUGCUAUGGCAUCUCUGCACCCAGUUCUUGCACCGACAAAUGCUUUGAGGGCUGUGAAUGUGAUGCCGGUUACGUCUUUGAUGGGCACCGAUGUGUGAGCCUCAAUAACUGUGGCUGUGCCUACAAAGGAAGAUAUUUAAAGGCAGAUGAAUCCUUUAUAUCAGAGGGCUGCCAGCAGAAUUGUACCUGUCAGGGAGGACUUGUAUCUUGUACAGAAUCAAACUGUUCGGCUAAUGAGAUUUGCCAGCUGAGAGAUGGGCUGCGUGGUUGUUACUCACUGGAUUCUGAAUGUACCAUAAGCCAACAACUUCAUUUUACCACCUUUGAUGGCGUCUCUGGUGCUUUCCCACAAGAGGGGGCAUUUAUUUUAGCCUCGUCUUGUAAUCAGACAACGGAUAAGAAGUUUAUGGUGACAAUGGUUGGAAGUAAAUGCACUGGAGGCAUUAAAAGAGGAACAGCACUGCAUGUUUUCAUACCCCAAGGGCUGAUCACAGUGAAUGGGAAGAGGGAAUGCUGGCUGAACGGAUGGAAGGUGCAACCUCCAACUGUCAUUGGAAAUAAUUCUGUGCAGGUUCUGGUUUCCAAUGGCAAAGUGACAAUUUCAAUUGUUGACCACAUCACAGUAGUUUUAGGUGAAGAAGGUGAAGUUACAUUGAUUGCUAAAGAGAAGAUAUCUGGAGAAAUAUGUGGAGCUUGUGGGAAUUUUAAUCGAGUUGCAAUCGAUGACCUAGUCCUAAAUAAUGGACACGCAGCAAGCAGCAUGACUCAUGCCAUUCAGUCCUGGACAGCCAGUCACUUCUCAACAUGCCCAUCGUGAGAUGUUUUGGUUCCAAACACAACGACUUUUUACUCAACUAUAUCUGAAUAUAAAUUCCUAAUUUUGAUUAAAUCUAUUUUUUUUGUGUGUCUGAAUGUAUUAGUGGAACAGUGGAAACAAAAAAGGAAAGUUCUAGGAUCCAAGGUCAUUGCGGUACAAAAAGUUCAUAAAAUAUAUCUUUCAGCAUGAGGACUAAGUAAUGAUGAUUGAGGCGGAUGAAUAUCUGAGCUUUGCCAUGAACCUUACUCAGUCAAUGAUAUGCGCAAGAGAACUUUUGGUUUAUAAGUUGGUGUUGGUCUUUGUAUUAAUCAAUACAGUAUAUUAUAUCACCAAGUAUUGUAAAUGUAACUAAUUCAAUGUAUACAGUGCACUGUGUUUCGUGUAAAGGGUUUUUUUUAUAUAUAUAAGCAUCUUCUCUUUUUAUUGCAAGCAAAAAAUGAUCAAUAACAGAAACACUGAUGACGAUGGAAAGGGGAAAGUGGUCUAACUGUGAAUUUAACCAAAACUGCAGAGUAUCAAAGGCUUAUUUAUAUACAUAGCAUGAUACAAUGGCAAUGGCACACACUCUUUCAAAGUUGUAAAGUCCAAAGAAAAAUAUAUUAAAAUCAAUGUUUUUGUUGCUUA